This is a messenger RNA of Lutzomyia longipalpis, 3763 nucleotides long. RefSeq lists its product as uncharacterized. The record is from RefSeq and is a predicted model, not a curated record. Gene Ontology annotation, cellular component: cytoplasm. Gene Ontology annotation, biological process: cerebral cortex development; mitotic spindle organization; cell population proliferation. NCBI's taxonomy places the organism in Eukaryota, Metazoa, Arthropoda, Insecta, Diptera, Psychodidae. The coding region runs from base 249 to 2804 and encodes 851 amino acids. The transcript has 8 exons.
ACUCGUGUGUGGGGCUCCUUUGGCCAUCUGCGAUAGAUAAAAUACAUUCUCACAUGAGAGUUAAUUGAGAAAUCUCACGGUAGCCAAGCAGUUCCCAAUGGUCCGAGGUAGCGAUCAAACGUGCACCGGAAUCUGCUAGUUGUGAGAGAUUCGAGAGGAGAAGAAAAAUAAAAUUAAUCCGUGCCAGUGAUUAUCGCGUGGGUGGCUUUGUGGUUGAGACGAAGGAGCCAGAAGAUUGUGGGAUCAGGAUGGAUUUUAUCCUGUCCAAGAUCAUCAGUCGACCUCGUAGUGUGUCCGCCGAUGCCAAAGGGUGCCAUCAGCAGACGGCAAAUGGUGGGAUCAUUGAGAGUGGGAAUAGUGUCGAGGCGCCACAGAAGUCACAGCAGUUGAGCCUGCGUCCGGAGUUUGAAGACCUCCAACCAUCAUCGGGGAAUUUUAUUGAUAACUUGCAUCCGGAAGCUGCAUUGGUGGAGCAAGAAAGGGAAGGAAAAAGCCCCAAUUCAGAGGAUCAUCAAGGUGGUUCCUAUUGCAGUGCUUUAUCGUCCGAUGACGAAGCAUUUGUUGAGUGUCACUCCUACAUUGGUGAUCAAACGGUGGACAAUUCUGUUCUUCUCAAUGCAACUGUUGAUGUUGCUGUGAAUGAGAAGGAAGUUCAGGAUCAACUUUCUUGUACAUUUGAUAGUGGAACAGGAGAUACAAACACAGCUAAAAGUCCUGGGAAAGCUGAUGUGAAUCUCAUUGCAACGGAAUUUGUGGAAGAGAUUGUUUCAAAGGCUCUCUCUGCUGUACUUCCUGUAGCUCCUCCUGCUGCGGUUGAAGAGAAAGCAGCAGAUGAAGAGAAGGAAGUUGUUGUAGAGAAAAAAGUUGUUAAGGAGAAGGAAGUUGUUGAAGAGAAAAAACUUGUUGAUGAGAAACAAUUACCUCAUGAGCUUGAGGAAGUUAAUAAAACAAUUGAUUUACUUCCAAGUCCAACAAUAGAGGAUAAAUUAGAUAAAACGAUAGAAGUUGAUGAGAAAACAGCUGCCAAUUCCACAGUUAUCAUUGAAACGGAUAAAAAGAACAUUUCAAUUGAUGAGGAAAUUCUCAAAUUAACUGAAAAUCUUUCAAAGAUCACAAUUCCGCGGGAAAGUGACGAAAAGGAUCAAAAUCAGCAAGAAGAAGAACAAUCUCCUUGCAAUUUCAAUGGGACAUUUGAUGUUUCCAUGAAAAGUGUUGGUGAUCUCAAUGAGACAAUUGUUCUUUCCAAUGAUCUACCUUCGAAUGAUUUUGUAAAGAAUUCAGUGAGUCCCAAAGCAGCUCCUGCUGGUGAAUUGUGUGAAGAAUUACGUGAAAAUCCCGUGAAAGAAGUGCAAAGUGGUGAAACGUGCAAAAUGCCAGAGACUGAAUUGAAUGUUAGUCGAAAUGGGAGUUUUGAUGAAUCAAGAGAUUCCCCGCAAACCCCAUCAGUUGCAUCGUCAGUGAGUAAUUUAGCAAAUCAACCCGAUAGUGCCAGCAAUACAUUUGUUGAGAAUCUUAUUACGGAAAAUGUGGAUUUUGCAUUCAAAGUGCCAGAUGUGCCGGGAGAUGGGAUGAAGAAGAAACUCUUCGGCAAGGGGCAGCAGGAUAUUCCAGCUGAUAUUGCCAUUCCCGACACGGAAUUUCAAUCUGGGAAUGAAUUUGAAUUCACGGAAUCGCAUUUUGAUUAUUUGUUGACGAGAGGAAACAAUUGUGGAGGCCCAAUUGAUCGGAAUUCACUUCUAUUGCGCUUCGAUCCGCUUCUCAAUCAACCUGUCCCAGUUCAGACGCAACUAAAGGCAUCAAUACGGCAGCAGCAGCAGCAGGAGAAGCUUGAGGAGGUGACUGAGGAGGAGGAAGAAGGAGGAGCACGGUGUGAGGAAUUCGGGGGUGAUACACCGAAUCUGGAGGACACCGUGGCACCGUGUAUGUCGGAGAAUGAAGAAAUAGGGUUUUGUGUGAAUAAUUCCGAAAGCUCCCCAGUGGCCACGGCAUCGUGUGAAUACGCAAAAGAUCUCAACUCAGAGAGUGAUAGCUACAAAGAUUGCCUCAGUCAGGCGUCGAGUGAUGCAACGAUGAGCGUCGACGUUAUUAAGGACGUUGCAUCUGAUGAAGUUAAAUCUGUAGUCAAUAUUAAUUCCGAAGAUUCAUUCAGGAAGGAGUACAAGAUGGCAGAAUUGGAGAAGAAAAUAAAGAAUGAAGUCCUCAAGACGGAGGACAUUGAGAAGAAGCUAAAGGAGGCGGAGGCACGCGAAGAGAAUCUCCUGAAGCGCUUAACAGAGAACCAAAAGACCAUCACAAAGAUGACGGGCGUCCUGGAGGCGUAUGAGAAAACAAUAGCAGAACUAAUUGCGGAAAAGCAACAAUUAAUUGAGUCGUACGAAAAGAAAUGUAGUGAUCUACAAAAUGAGAGAGACGUCAACUUCCAACAUCUUACUUCCCUCGAAGCAACCUUCACAGAUCUUCACGCGAAAUACGAGAGAAGCAAACAAAUUACGACGGCACUAAAGAAAUCAGAAGAGAAUCUCAUGGCAGAGAAGAAGCAAUGCCUUGAGAAUUUGCAAUUGCAGGAGCAGCGCUAUGAGAAGAUGAAGAGUCACGCGAUGCAACAGCUGGAAUUAGCAAAUGGCAAAUUGGACGUAAUGCUGAAGACGCAUGGGCAGGAGACGGCAAAGCUGAAGGCACUGCUGAAGAAGGAGGAAAUUUCGCGGCUGUCCACGAAUGAGCAGCUAAUCCAGAAGACGCGUGAAAAUGAGGAACUCGUGAAGAUUUGUGAUGAGCUUAUAAAUGGAAGUGCGCCAACAAGUUAAAUUCCAUUGUUUUUUCUUUUAUUUUUAACUUUAAAAUCUUCCUCGUCCACAUGAAAAAAUUAAAAGAAAAAAAGAUGGGACAUUUAAAAAAAAUUAUAAUUUUCGUUUAAAAAAUAUUUUUUUUAGCAAUUUGCGCUUUCUUCCUAAAAAAACAUUUUGUUUGCCAUUCUCAGUUAAUUUGAGGAUUGUAAAACGAGAAGAAAUGGAGUAGAAAUAAUUUGGAAAAGCUUAAUGGCGAAGCUUCAACAAUUGUUGCAUGAGGGGAUGAAGAUUUUCGUCUUUUUUUAAUGUACAAUAAUCUUGUUAUUCCAAUGGGGCGAGUGGGCGUAAAAGACGCGAUUUAUUGUAAUUUGUGUAUUAUUUUUUAACAACAAAAUAAAAAAAAACAAUUUCUAUUUCUUAAAGAUUUUUUAAGGUAAAAAAAAACCUUUUUAUCCAACACUUAACUUGAAGAGAAAAUGUGUAAAGAAAAUCAAUUAAAUACCGCAAAUUCAUUUUUAAGGUUCAUCCGUGUACUAAAAGGUUAAUUUAACGUACAAAAAGCGAUGGAUCUUUAUGUGAAUUUAAUUAUUUAACAUAAAUAAUGUGAAUGUCAACUGAAUUUAUUUUGCAUUGUGGAGCCAUCAGUUGUGCAAAGAAAAAAAAACAAAGUAUUUAAAAGAAAAUUAACUCGCUUCGUUUAUUUUUUACGUUUUCCCGGGAUAUUUUUGAGCCCCCUGUGCCGGCUCCAGAGGGGGGCACAAAAGGAAAUUUCGGGGAGAACAAAAAAAAGUGGCAGGAAUUCAGUGCUCUGCUAAUAUUUUAGACAUUAAAAAUGUAUUAAUGAUAAAAUAGAGGAAAAAAAUGUUAGAUGAGAAUAUUUUAUCAAGCAUGUAAACUCACAAUACAUUAAAAAAAAAAAACAAACCAACCUGCUAUGUAAACACAAUAUUGUCUAAUAAAUUAUUUUUUAUUAUAAA